Messenger RNA from Sus scrofa (pig), 1791 nucleotides. It is a transcript of the gene RHBDL1, whose product is annotated as rhomboid like 1. NCBI's taxonomy places the organism in Eukaryota, Metazoa, Chordata, Mammalia, Artiodactyla, Suidae. Gene Ontology annotation, molecular function: serine-type endopeptidase activity. The record is from RefSeq and is a predicted model, not a curated record. Gene Ontology annotation, cellular component: membrane.
GGAGGGGCGGGGCGGAGCGGAGUCGUCCGCAGAGCAGCCCCUCCCGGCCGCGGCCGCCAACCCCGGCCCCCGGCCCCCGGCCCCCGGCCCCCGGCCCGGCUCUAUGGACAGGAGCUCGCUGCUGCAGCUUAUCCAGGAGCAGCAGCUGGACCCUGAGAACACAGGAUUCAUCGGUGCAGAUACCUUUACUGGCCUGGUGCACAGCCAUGAGCUGCCCCUGGACCCGGCUAAGCUGGACAUGCUGGUGGCCCUGGCCCAGAGCAACGAGCAGGGCCAGGUCUGCUAUCAGGAGCUGGUGGACCUGGUCAGUGCCACAGUGGGUGGGCAGCUGGGGCGGGGCCCAGGCCUGGACAGGCACGGUGCCCUGGCUGGAGUGGGGUGGGCAGGCAGCUGCUCCUCCCUGCCCUUCCUGUUGGGGAGGGCUGGAGACGUGGGGCAGGCCCUCAGACCCUGUGAGGACCUGGGGGGACCGCUCAGGCAGGGCGGCAGUGGGGGGAGUACGGCGGCCUAUGCCCGGGCCCCACCCCCCCAGAUCAGCAGCAAGCGCUCAAGUAGCUUCAAGCGGGCCAUCGCCAACGGACAGCGGGCACUGCCCCGGGAUGGGCUGCUGGACGAGCCGGGCCUGGGUGUCUACAAACGGUUUGUGCGCUACGUUGCCUACGAGAUCCUGCCCCGAGAGGUGGAUCGUCACUGGUACUUCUACCGGCACCGCAGCUGCCCACCCCCCGUCUUUAUGGCCUCAGUCACCCUCGCCCAGAUCAUCGUGUUCCUGUGCUAUGGGGCCCGACUCAACAAGUGGGUGCUGCAGACCUACCACCCAGAGUACAUGAAGAGCCCCCUCGUAUACCACCCCGGCCACCGCGCCCGUGCCUGGCGCUUCCUCACCUACAUGUUCAUGCACGUGGGGCUGGAGCAACUGGGGUUCAACGCGCUCCUGCAGCUGAUGAUCGGGGUGCCCCUGGAGAUGGUGCACGGCCUGCUCCGCAUCAGCCUGCUCUACCUGGCUGGUGUGCUGGCAGGCUCCCUGACUGUCUCCAUUACUGAUAUGCGGGCCCCUGUGGUGGGGGGCUCCGGCGGGGUCUACGCCCUGUGCUCUGCACACCUGGCCAAUGUCGUCAUGAACUGGGCUGGGAUGCGGUGUCCCUACAAGCUGCUGAGGAUGGUGCUGGCCCUGGUGUGCAUGAGCUCCGAGGUGGGCCGGGCCGUAUGGCUGCGUUUCUCCCCACCACUGCCUGCCUCCGGCCCACAGCCCAGCUUCAUGGCGCACCUGGCGGGCGCGGUGGUGGGUGUCAGCAUGGGCCUGACCAUCCUGCGCAGCUACGAGGAGCGCCUUCGAGACCAGUGUGGCUGGUGGGUGGUGCUGCUUGCCUAUGGCACUUUCCUGCUCUUCGCCAUCUUCUGGAACGUCUUUGCCUACGACCUGCUGGGGGCCCACAUCCCCCCCCCACCAUGACAGGACCCCCAGGGCCACGUCGGCCAGGGUGCAGCAUCCACGGGCCAGCCACCCGGCAGGCCUGCAUGUCCACCCUCUGUGAAUGUACAUCCCGAGGCUGCUGCUUCCCUGUGGGGGCAGGUGGCCCCUGUGGCCCGUGGAGUCCAGAUCAAGCCUUACACCAGCCCUAGCUGCCCCCUCCCAGGCCUGGGAGGGUAGGACUGCUGGGCCGCGCCAGGUGGUAGAGGUCCCCAAGGGUGACCUCAGAGGAGACCCUACCCCGGCCUCUUCCCCAAGACUUGCAGUCUGAGCCUUUUUGGAGAAUGAAUAAAUAUUUUACACAGCGUCAGGCGGCUGUA